This is a messenger RNA of Cyphellophora europaea CBS 101466, 1200 nucleotides long. RefSeq lists its product as uncharacterized. The transcript has a single exon. The record is from RefSeq and is a predicted model, not a curated record. Gene Ontology annotation, molecular function: oxidoreductase activity. The coding region runs from base 1 to 1200 and encodes 399 amino acids. Lineage: Eukaryota; Fungi; Ascomycota; Eurotiomycetes; Chaetothyriales; Cyphellophoraceae.
AUGGAGUCCUCCGAGACACGGUCCUGGACGACCAACCUAGACGGCAUCCCCGCCCUCCGCCUCACCACCACACCCACCCCCUCCCCAUCGACCCUUUCCCCCACACAAAUCCUCGUCAAGAUCCUCGCCGUCUCCCUCAACUACAAAGACGCCGAAAUCAUCUCCGGCCUCUUCAAGCACCACAAAUCCUCCGUCGCCCCACCGAAUCUAAUCCCCUGCGCCGACAGCGUCGGUAUCGUCGUCGCCACCGGCCGCCCAAGCACCCAAGGCCCCGAUGCCACAACAACAACAUCCCAGCCCUGGAAGCCCGGCGACCGCGUCCUCUCGCUCUCCUACCCCAAAUACCUCACCGGCCCCGCCCUCCCCACCUACCUCGCCGCCGGCGUCGGCAGCGCCACGCACGGCUGCCUGACGACGCACCGCGUCUUCUCUGCCGACGCCGUGCUCCCCUGCCCCCCGCACCUCAGCGCCAGCGAGGCCGCUUGCCUCCCCAUCGCCGGCACCACCGCGUGGAUGGGCCUGACAUGGUCGCUCCCCCUCGGCAUCCCUGCGGCCCCAUCCCAAAUCACCUCCCCACGCGCAGGCCAGACCCUGCUGGUGCAGGGCACGGGCGGCGUGUCCAUCUUCGGGCUCCUUCUCGGCAAGGCGAUGGGGAUGCGCGUGCUCGUGACGUCGUCGUCGGACGAUAAGCUGGCGCGGGCGCGCGCUUUGGGUGCCGAUGCCGGCAUCAACUACGCCGCCACGCCCGCAUGGGAUGAAGAGGUGCUGCGCCUGACGGAGGGGGAGGGCGCGGAUGUCAUUUUCGAGAAUGGCGGGGCGGGGAGCACGGACAAAUCGUUCCGGUGCGUUCGGUUUGGGGGCCAGAUUGCCGCUAUCGGGUAUGUGGGUGGGAAGGUGGACAGGCUGGCGGGUAAGGCCGAUGAUCAUGAGGAUCGGCUUAAUAUCAAUGUGCUGGCGCUGGCAAGGAAUGUGACGCUCAAAGGGUUGCUGAAUGGGCCGCGAGAUCGAAUGGAGGACAUGUUGGCGUUUGUGGCUGAGCAGAAGAUCAGACCGGUGGUGGAUCGGGUAUUUGCAUUCGAGGACGCGAGAGAGGCCUUGACUUACUUGUGGGAGGGGAAACAUUUUGGAAAGGUUGUGAUCAAGGUUGCCGACGAACAGAUGGAGAAUCUGGAUAGCAAAGGUGGUAUUGCCGGGCAUUGA